ACCAUCAAUAGUAGAUUUCACGCGAUCUUAUUUAUACAUUUCCGAGUGUUGUGUUGCAUCAAGAGUACUGUUUAUGUCGCCAUUGUUAUUAGCAAAGUUUCUUGUCUAUGCUAUACUACAUAAACCUGUCACAAUAUGUGAGACAUAUUACUCAGGUAGGUGGAGGACGGAUUUUGCUUGUCAUUAAUGUCCACUGGCGGCAAGCACGUUUGCUUCUGAUGUAAGAAGAACGUCUAGUUAUGGACGAUAAUAGAGGCUUUAUUAGUAUAUAAUGUACCUUGUUAUAGCUGCUCGGAGUGAGAGAACAAGGAAUUAUUCAAUACAUUAAAUGCAGAAGUGAAUAAAAGUCUGAACGGGAGAAAUUUCUAACUUCAGCAAAAUCAACAGUCGGAGUUUCUGUCAAGUAUAUGUAAAACAAACAGCAAAAACACAUAUGCAAUAGUUAUUAAGAAAAACAAAAAGCUGAUAACAAGUCAUAUAGAUUUGGAUUUUGUGUCGAUUGUGUGAGAACGUAUAAUAUUAUAAGUUGUAGAUAUAAAUCAAAGAUCUGCCAUUCGCCACAUUGCAAUUAAACGAUUUUGUAAUAUCAGCGGAUGACCUUCGUCGUUCUUUUCUUCAUCUGACUGUGUCCUCAAAACAGGGCCCCAUGACGAACUAAUCCAUACACCACAGAAGAGAAACACAAAUCACAAUAGGUAUGGGGAAUGGCUGGUUUGACGCAUGGCGAGAUGAGGGGGAGCCUACAUAUUAUUCUGAGCUUACAAGUCCUGUUACUACGGAUGUUGCUAUCAUCAGCGUCGUUUUCGCCUGCGCCAUCAUUUCAGCGGCACUCUUAGUUGCCGUUAUCGGUACUAGAGGCACUGGAAAAUGGAAGACAUUUAUUAGAGUCAUAUACAGCUUAUUUAUAGGAAUAUCAAUCUUAUUGACGACAACAGGACAAGGGUGGCUGAACUCUACUGUGCAUACACAUCACGAGUAUAUGAUGAUGACCGACUGGGAGAUGAUGUCCGAUAUAUCUGUGAAACUUGGCCUGAACUGGGUCAACAUAACGCUGUCAGGCAGUAUAUCAAAUAAUCAAUCAACCCAACCUGUAUACUACAAUGAGAGAUUCAAAUGGAUAGGAGUGUCUCAACUCGAUGAGGAGUACCACGAUGGACUGAGACGUGGUCUUCCUGAUGCACUGCUGUAUAUAGCGGAGUAUUUCCAUUCGGACCAGGGCGGUAUUCGCUGGACAAGAAGCUUCCGAGAAGCUGGCUUUUAUGUCUAUAUUUUAUUAUGGGUUUCGUUUGCGUUCUGGGUAAUCUGCAAUAUUCUGUUGUGUAUGGCUGUCUUUUAUGGCGCCAUCAUGCUUGCGUUAAGUGGUGUCGUACUUAUCACUGCCAAUAUCCUCUACCAUAUAAGCCAACCGACGAAUGUGAUGGUCAUACCGUUUGAGGACGAUAUGAUGACGUUUGAGUAUGGCUGGUGCUUCUGGCUAGAGGCCGCCGCAGGUGUACUUGCACUGUUGGGUGGAAUAGGGAUUAUGUUGUUCGCCGAGGCUUUCCCUAGAACUGCUGCCAGGUUUUUCCUCAUCGAUACUUCGCAUUUAGACGAAAUGGUUACGUACUCAAUGGAUCAUCUAGAAAAAGAUAAGUCCAAAACUGAAUGGUAUACAAACAAAGGAUUUCUCCCCGAGCAAUACUUAGAAGACAUAUCUCGUGUGAGAACACCGUCAAUCUUCAAGGCGCCCAAUUCUGGGUCAUCUGAUAACGAUCCUCCAUCGAUGACUCUAGUUAAUGAGCGUAAAUUAAGCUCUCAUUCAAACUACUCUGAAAUGUCCGGAUUAAGUCAGGAAAGCCACAUCGGGGAGCAAUAUGUCCCUCAUGUACAGAGUAGGGCAAAUACGUCAUCACUACCAGCGUCAUCCAUCGAGGCGGGGUAUAAGGCAUCAGCUAACAGACGAGCGUCUAUGCACGUAGGGGAACUCGGUGCUCUCAACAUCAAAAGCCUCUUGGACCCGGAUACAACAGCGCCAAGAAGGAUGUCUGUGCCUCAUUACCUCCACCCACCUACACAUCUACUUACACCGGACUCUAGGAGAAAGACACAUAAACAUUAUGGAUCACACAGAUCCUUAAGCUCUGAUAUAGAUAAGAUUGAAGAAGGAAACUCCGAGGAAGAAGACCAGGUGAAUUCCGAAGAAAGCGAGGCCAUGAGCGCUCAAAAUGACAACGAAUCGAGGUCCGGUUCAGAAUCAAGACGCGGCUCUAAAUCAACCCUUGGGGCACCAUCCUAUGUUGAAACCAACGCGGACACUCUGUUUUAAAAAGAUUCAUUAUACAUAAAUGAUUGUUUUUGACUGAUAGUAUAUUUUUAUUACAAAAUGAAGUGUGGUAAACCACAAGAAAAAUAUAUCGAGAAAUAACAGCAUCUUAUACCCAUAAACAAGAGAUAGGAAUAAAGAAUAAAGGACUAUUUCAACUUUCAUUUUGAUAUCAGUUGCUUGGUGCCAACUUUACUCCAGAUUUACCAGUGACAUUAAUUAUAUUUUAUAUAUUAAAUUAUUGUUAUAUUUAACACACGUACAUGCAAUCAUUUUCAUUUUGUAAAUUCUCAGUUUUAUCACAUUGAGGUUGUGGUACCAAGACAAAAGCUUCGUCUAAGCUAUCCUCCACACGAAAGAGGUCA
Owenia fusiformis is the source of this 2667-nucleotide messenger RNA. The record is from the annotation of a GenBank genome assembly. NCBI's taxonomy places the organism in Eukaryota, Metazoa, Annelida, Polychaeta, Sabellida, Oweniidae.